Messenger RNA from Sphaeramia orbicularis (orbiculate cardinalfish), 10275 nucleotides. It is a transcript of the gene dchs2, whose product is annotated as dachsous cadherin-related 2. The transcript is spliced from 20 exons. NCBI's taxonomy places the organism in Eukaryota, Metazoa, Chordata, Actinopteri, Kurtiformes, Apogonidae. Bases 29 to 9829 code for a protein of 3266 amino acids. Gene Ontology annotation, molecular function: beta-catenin binding; calcium ion binding; cadherin binding. Gene Ontology annotation, biological process: multicellular organism development; cell migration; homophilic cell-cell adhesion. Gene Ontology annotation, cellular component: catenin complex; plasma membrane. The record is from RefSeq and is a predicted model, not a curated record.
GGAGGAAGGAGCCGUGCGUAAAGGAGGAAUGGCUGGAAAACAUGCUCCGCUUCUGUUGUGCGUACUGUGUGUGCUUUGCGCGCAGUCUCUCGGGCAGGUGUUCAACCUGACGCUGUCUGUUAGAGAAGGUCUGCCCGCUAGAACCAUCGUUGGAGACCUGGCCGCAGGGUUAAGCAGGCCAAGCACUGGAUUCUUCAUCUCCGAGAGCAGAGACUCUUAUGUGUUCAGGGAUUUGGAGAUAGACGCAGACACGGGGAUCAUCUCCACAGCUGUGGUCCUGGACCGGGAGAGCAGAGACAAAUAUGAAUUUGUGGCGGCGACCCUCACAGGUGAGAUGAUCAAAGUGAAAAUAGAAGUGAAAGAUGUCAACGACCACUCACCUGAGUUUCCAUCAGAGGAGGUGGAACUGAAAAUAUCAGAGCUGAGCCCCCCUGGAAGCCGUGUUCAGGUUGAAGGUGCCAAAGACCAGGAUGUGGAGGAGUUUGGGACUCAGGGGUACAGGAUCAGAGAAAGGGAAAUGGGGGAGUUAUUUCACCUGGAGUAUCGAAGUGGAUCGGACAGCCUGGAUUUAAUCUUAAAACACAGACUGGACCGAGAAACCCGAGACUUUUACUCCCUGACAGUCGAGGCGUUUGAUGGUGGGAUACCCGCCAGGACCGGCACAGUCCAGGUCAACAUCCACAUCCUGGAUGAAAACGAUAAUCCACCUGUGUUCAGCCAGACUGAAUAUCACGCCUCUGUGCCAGAGGAUGCUCCGCUUAUGUCUGUUGUUUGUCAGGUCCAGGCCACAGACCAGGACCUGGGGGACAACGCUAGGAUCACCUACGAGAUCAACAGGCGGCAGAGUGACCCCAAUGAACUCUUCUACAUCAACGAAACCACCGGGGUGCUCUACCUCAACAAGCCUCUGGACUAUGAGAUUCAGGCCUUUCAUGAGUUGAUUGUCGUUGCCAGGGACAACGGGGCUCAACCUGAGUUCAGCAGUGCUUUUGUGGGCAUCAAGGUGCUCAACGUCAACGACAACAGCCCCGCCAUCAGUGUGCUUUUCCUCAGUGAGAGUGGAGACCCAGUGGUGUCAGAGGCAGCAGGUGUUGGCGACUACGUGGCCCGGAUUUCAGUGUCAGACCCUGACUUUGAGGAGGAGAAAGUGACAGUGAAGCUCGCAGGUGGGGAUGGGAAGUUCACCCUGAAGCAGACCGAUGACUUCCUGUUUGCUUUGUGUGUAAACACUGAGCUAGACCGAGAGGAGAAGGAUCUGUAUGAGCUCCAAGUCCUGGCAUCUGAUUUUGGGAGUCCGGCUCUGACCAGUGAGGUGAAUUUUCUGUUAAAGGUGUCUGAUGCUAAUGACUGUCAUCCUGCCUUUGAUAGAGAUGUGUACACUGUAAGCAUCGCAGAAGAUGCACCUCAGGGCAGCUCCCUCAUCCAGAUGCAGGCCCGAGACGCAGACGAAGGCGCCAACGCACUAGUCAGAUACUCCAUCCUGAAGUCAAACCAGGACAGUCUGAUCAGCAUCGACCCUGAGUCCGGUCUGGUCACCACUGCUGCUGCUCUGGACAGAGAGACACACAUGGAGGUGUGGUUCCUGGUGGUGGCAGCGGACGGAGGCGAGCCAUCCCUGUCGUCCACGGCGACGGUCACUGUGCUGGUAGAGGAUCUGAACGAUAACGAGCCAGUGUUCCAGCAGCAGCUCUACAACGUGUCAGUCCCAGAGCACAGUGAGAUUGGAAGCUGCUUUUUACAAGUUGUUGCCACAGAUGCAGACAGCCCUGAGUUCAGCAUUCUCCGUUAUUCUCUCUCGGAUGAUUUUGACAAACCGGACCAGCACCCUCUGUUCCGAAUCCACCCUCAGACCGGACAGCUGUGUGUCGCCCACGACAUCGAUCGAGAAGCAGGACAGACGGUCCAUGACAUCCUGGUGAAAGCUGAAGAUCCAGGAGGUCUAAGUGCUCAAACAUAUGUCCACAUUGAAAUAGAAGACCUCAACGACAACGCUCCAGUGUUCAACCCUGAACACUACACUAUGAGCAUCAGCAGCCAUACGCAGCCCGGCGCUGAAAUCCUCACCGUUAUCGCUACUGACAGAGAUUCUGGCAGGUUUGGACAGGUCACCUACGAAAUCCUUCCAGGGGACAUGUCCAGUUUGUUCAUGUUGGAUAAGCAAACAGGAAUGCUCUAUCUAACGUCCACUCUGACCCACCUGGGAGCAGCUAGUGUCAAGAUCAUGAUAACGGCACAGGACGGUGGCGGCCUGACCUCACCCGGACCAGCAGAGGUCACCAUCAAUGUGCUCCGCAGCGCUCAGCCUCCAGCUGUGUUCCAGAGGUCACGGUACACAUUCACAGUACCUGAAGACGCACCUCCAGGAACGUCUGUGGGGACGGUGGAGGCCAUCGACCCAACCCGCUCAUUGGUGUCAUACCGCAUCUCUUCUGGAGACCCUCAGGGUUUGUUCUCCGUCCACCCCAAGUCCGGCCUGAUCACUAACAUCAAACCUCUGGACCAUGAGUCCCAGUCGUACGCCCUGCUGGUCCUUCAGUCCUACACCGACUCAUCUCCAGUCUACAGCAUCACACAGGUCAACAUCACUAUCGCAGAUGUCAACGACAACGCUCCAGUCUUCCCCAAACUCAGGGACUCUAUCACAGUGUCCCAGAACACGCUCCCAGGGACGGUGCUGUUCAUGGCACAUGCACAUGACUAUGAUGCUGGUGCUAAUGGGAGAGUUCAGUAUCAUCUGAAAAGCAGCAAAAAUGGAACAUUUAGUAUUAAUCACAACCUUGGAACAGUGACAUUGAAUCAGAGUUUACAGGCAGAUGCUCCCCGGGCGUACGGCUUGGACAUUGUGGCUAAAGAUGAAGGAGAGCCUUCACUGAGCUCCACGCUGAGUCUCAUAGUCAACAUAGAUGGAACUACUGCUGAAGACAGUCUGGCCUUUGAGACGUUGGUCUACCAGGUGGAGAUUGGUGAAGGCUACCGGAAAGAUUCCCGAGUUAUCCAGGUGAGGGCGCACCGCAGCCAAGGAUCCCACUCUUCAAACUCAGGCCUCAUUUACUCCAUGGAAGCUGAAGAAGGAUUCCCUCCUGCUCCAUUUCGGGUUCAUCCAAAGACAGGGUGGUUGUAUCUGUCCCACAGCCUCGACUAUGAGACGGAAUCGAUGUUCCGUUUUCGUGUUCUGGCCACAGUCAGCGACAACACCCUGGCCCACACCACAGCUACAGCCACGGUCACAGUGCUGGUCCUGGACAUCAAUGACAACGCCCCGGUGUUCAGCAGCGAUGUGUACCACUUCACUGUGUCAGAGGGCACGUCACCUCAAGGCCUCGUGGGAACAGUCACCGCUGUGGAUAAGGAUUCUGGGAAAAAUGGUCAACUGUCAUACAUCCUGCUUACAGAUGGGAAAUUCUUCCGCAUUAAUACAAAAACAGGAGAAAUCAUCAACUGGGUAGCGCUGGACCGGGAGCAGCACAGCCAGCACAGUCUGAAGGUGAUGGUGACGGACCAGGGCCACCCUCGUCUUAAUGCCACCGCCACCGUCCACAUCCUGGUCACUGACAUUAAUGAUAAUGCUCCACAGUUUACACACCUGCCUGCCAGCAAGGAGCUCAAUGUUCAGAUAUGGGCUGGUUUACCAGCUGGAUCCUUGGUAACAAAUGUGUUUGCUAAAGACUUGGAUGCUGGAGAGAAUGGAACAGUUACUUUCUCAAUGACCACAGAUGGUCUGGAAGAUGAGGAUCUUGGUGACUUUGUGCUUGACAGUAAAAGUGGAGACAUCAGGACGACGUCCUUUUUCAGCCAUAACCCUGAGCGACACUACACUCUGAGAGUUACUGCUAAAGACAGUGGAGCUGCUCCUCAGGAAGACUCUGCAGUCAUUCACAUACAGGUUCAUGGAGUGGAGACUCCAUCUAGCAGUUCUGAACACCAAAUUAUGAGACGUUUUGUGGUGAGAGAGGACACAGAGGUAGGGACCGUUAUUGGCUCUGCAAGUGUUGAAUCUCCUGAAAAAGGGAGAUUCCAAUAUUCAAUCACUGAGGGUGAUGGAAGUGUUCACUUUGGUAUCGAUGGCUCCUCUGGUGACGUAUAUAUCAACCAACCACUGGAUUAUGAGUCUGCUAUGCAGUACCUCCUCUUGGUCCGUGCAGAGGAUACAGGCCUCACUUCAGGGAUGAACAUGUCUGUCCUGGUCAGCAUCAUUGUGGAGGAUGUAAAUGACCACACACCUUGGUUUCCUGAUAAACUGGUGAUGUUUGGAUUGAAGGAGGAUGCUGCAGUUGGAUCACUUGCAUUCGCUUUUCAUGCCAGGGACGCCGAUGGGACAUUGGCUAACAGCGCCCUCCAAUACUCCCUCACAUUUGACCCCAAAAUUUGGGAUCCAUCAUCUCGUUUCCCCUUUCACAUCAACUCUCAUACUGGGAGUCUGACAGUAGUAGCACCUUUAGACCGAGAGGCCACGCCCACCUUGGCUUUCAUGGUGACAGCCACUGACCAAGCCAAGAGGAAAGAAGAACGUAAACACACUUCUGUGACGGCUCAGGUUUUCCUGCUGGAUGUGAAUGACAACCGGCCUGUUUUUGUGUCUGCAGACACAGUUCAGGUAGUGGAGGAUGCAGAUGUCGGCAGUCUGCUGCAUCAUUUUGUGGCCAUAGAUGGAGAUCUGGAUGAAAGUGGUGUUAUCUCUUACGCCAUCAUAUCUGGAAACAAGAAUGGAUUCUUCAUGAUGGAGGAGAAAACAGGCCUGCUGUUUCUGUCUGCUCCAUUGGACUAUGAAACACAGCGUAUCCAUCGUCUGUCCGUCCGAGCUGUGGACCAUGGCCUGCCCUCGCUCUCCUCCACCCAGACUCUGACUAUAGAAGUGGGCGAUGUCAACGAUCAGCCGCCGGUCUUCGAGCAGAACAUCUACAACGCCAGCGUGGCUGAAAACAGAGACCCAGGAGAACCGGUGAUCCGUGUCUCUGCCGUCGAUAAAGAUUCAGAGGAAAAUGCUGUGGUGUGGUACAGUCUGCUUCCGGGUCCUGGUUAUGAACUCUUCAGCAUCAACCCUUACACCGGACUGAUCACCACCACCUCGUACCUAGACCGAGAGGAGCAGCAGCAUUUCACACUGAGAGUCCAGGCCCGUGACAGCAGCACACGGCCUCUUUCGGGUACAGCUACAGUGUUGUGCACUGUUCUGGAUGACAAUGACAACCCUCCAGAGUUCAUGCAGUCAUCGUUUCAGAUCAGCCUGCCAGAAAACCUGCCCCCUGGAGUAGUCCACACUGUUCAGGCCUCAGACCCAGAUCACGGAGAAAAUGGAACCAUUCACUACUCCAUACAAGGUGAGGACUACAGAGGUCGCUUCUCUAUCAACAGUUACACCGGUGCCAUCAGCACCACACAGAUCCUUGACAGAGAGGAGACUCAGAAUUACACUCUUACAGUCCAUGCCCGUGAUUAUGGCCCCUCUCCACUCAGCUCAUCCACACAGCUUCUACUCAUUCUCCUGGACCAGAAUGAUAACGUACCCACCUUUUCCCGUAAGACUUACCAUGCCACCAUCAGUGAGGGUUUACCUGCUGGAACCGAGGUUCUCCGUCUUAUUGCCCUCGAUCCUGAUGAGGGCUCCAACGGCGACGUGACAUAUUCUCUGACAGAGGACAGGAGCCAGGGAGCGUUCUCCAUGGACGCCUACACGGGAUUGAUCCGCACCACCAGGUCUCUGGACCGAGAGGCCAGAAGCCAGUACACCCUCAGAGCUGUGGCCACUGACGGCUGCAGCCAAGGCCCACUGAGCUCUGUGGUGUCAGUGACCAUACAGGUGGAGGACGUGAACGAUAACGUCCCAGUUUGUGGCCAGAAUCCCAUCAACGCCUGGGUGUCCAUGAGGACUCUACCAAACCAGAUCAUUACCACGGUGACGGCGACAGACGGUGACCAGGGUGAGAAUGGGACAGUGCGGUUCAUGGUGACAGAUGAGGAAAAUCUGUUUGACAUCAACAGUGAGUCGGGAGACAUUUCACUGAGAAGACGAGUCUGGGCUGGUUUUUCUGGAAGGAAGCUGCAGGUCGAGGUGUCGGACCGAGGAAGACCAGCUCUGACCACGACCUGCCUGGUUUUUAUCCACCUGAUGGGAGAACAUGUGGGACUGCAGUUCACAAGCAAAGUGUACAACGCUACGAUCAGCGAGAACAGCAGAGCCGGCACGUGGAUCACAAAAGUUGAAGCCAAUGACCAAACCAACAGCAGACAAAGGAUCACAUACACCAUAUUUAGUGGCAAUGAAAAUCACAUUUUCUCCAUCAAUCGUCACACAGGUGAGAUCCGGGUGCAGAAGGACAACUCUCUGGACUUUGAGGUGAGUCCUCAGAUCCAGCUAGUGGUCCUGGCAGACAGUGGGCUGCAGACAGCUCACUGUAAGGUCUCCAUCAGUCUAGUGGACAUCAACGACAACGCACCAGUGUUUGAACACAGCAGCUACAGGACAGCAGUGUGGGAGGGUCAAAUCCACAACACCUAUAUUAUGCAGGUGUUUGCGUUAGAUGCCGACAGCGGGAUGAAUGGGCAGAUUGAGUAUUCCAUCAUUUCCGGCAACCAUAACAACGCUUUUAUCUUGGACUCUGUGAGAGGAAUCCUUGCAACCAAUGUCAUGCUGGACCGUGAGAUCACCAGUUCAUACAAGUUGGUUCUACAGGCAGCAGACAGGGGGAACCCUCCGCUCAGCAGCACCGCUAGCAUCAGGAUCCAAGUGGUGGACGUGAAUGACAACAGCCCUGCCAUCCCCCCCAUGGAGCCUGUACUCAUAUCAGAGAAUUUACCAGCAGGUUACAUGGUCACUCAGGUUACUGCAAACGACGUGGACCUGAGCUCAGCCAUCACCUACAGCUUUGCACUAAACGGCAGCACCAGCGGCCCCUUUGCCAUCGACUGUUACACCGGCGUGAUCACCCUGACACAAGCUCUGGACUACGAGGCACAGAAAGAGUACACUCUGAUCAUCUGGGCAUCCGACUCCCUCCAUCAAACCACCGGGGAGGUCGAAGUUCAAGUUCUUGACGUCAAUGACAAUGCUCCAGUAUUCACCCAGGUCUCCUACCAGGUGGAGCUGUCAGAGUUGGUCCCAGCAGACACAUUAGUUGUGUUGGUGUCUGCUACUGACAGAGAUUCUGGACUCAGCGGCAAAGUCACUUACAGACUGCUCUCAUCUCCUUUACAAGGCUUCUACAUCAAACCAGAUGAGGGGUCUGUCUUUACCAACAAGCCUUUGAAGGCAAUCACAAACAGCAACCCGAUCCAUCUUCUGGUUGAGGCCAGAGACCAUGGCGAUCCUCUCCGGUCCAGUGUCACCUCCAUAGAUGUAAUGAUUUUGGACACCAACGACCAUGCACCUGUGUUUCACCAGGACAUGUACACCCUCACCGUCCCAGAGGACACAGCAACAGAAACCACCCUACUGACACUCACUGCAGAUGACCAGGACUGGAGCCCCGAAAAUACACAUCUGGACUACAGCAUCAUCGCAGGGAAUGAUGAGAAGCGGUUUUGUCUGGAAGUAAAAAUGCUUCAGGUUGAGAAUGUGAUGAAAAACGUUGGAAAACUUGUUCUGUGUAACCCUUUAGACCGUGAGACCACUGAGAGCUACACGUUAACUGUGAGCGUCUCCGAUCGAGGAACACCUCCAUUGAACAGUUCUGCGGUUGUCAUGGUGACUGUGAGUGACUGCAAUGACAAUGCCCCCGUCUUUUCCAACACAGAGUACCAUGUCCAGGUCAGUGAAAACAGCCCCAUGGGUACCAGGUUGGUGCAAGUCAAUGCUCGGGAUCCAGACUUGGGAACCAAUGGCCUGUUGCAUUAUGAUAUCAUAUCAGGAAACAGCAAAGGACACCUGAAGCUGGACCGUCAGUCUGGUGUUUUAGUGGUUAACCAGUCGCUCAACUAUGAGGAAGAUUCAAAAUAUACCUUGACCAUUCGAGCAUCUGAUGGUAGUGAAUCAUCUGAAGAUCGUAAAGUUGCUUUCACAGUUGUCUUCAUCACGGUGUUGGAUGAGAAUGACAACACUCCCUACUUCAUGUUCCCUGUUGUUAACUGUUCCGUGAUGGAGAAUCUUCCAGCUUUUACCCAUGCCUGUUCAGUCCACGCUGUUGACAAUGACUUGGGUGUCUACGGCCAGCUCACCUACUCUAUACUGUCCUCCUGCUUCAUGGACUAUGGCAGUGGAAGCCCUGAGAGGAAAGAAGCCUUUGCUAUUGAUGCCUUCACAGGUGACAUUCACACCAGGCAGACCUUUGAUUAUGAGCGUGAGAGUGAAUACUGCUUCAUUGUGGAGGCCAAGGACAAAGGAGACAAAGCAGCGACAGUGCGAGUGCAGGUGGCCAUUAAGGGAAUGGAUGAGUUCAGUCCCAUCUUCACCCAGAAGCAGUACCACUUUCUCCUGCCAGAAAACACAAAGCCAGGAGAAACCAUUGGCUUUGUCAUGGCAAUGGACUAUGAUGGUGGCAUUGAUGGGCUGGUGGAGUACUCGUUUCUGCACCCUUCACAGUUUUUCUCAAUAAAUAAAACAACUGGUGCCAUCUUUGUUUCAGAUCCUGUGUAUCGCAGAAGAGGCAGCUAUGCCAGUGAGAACAUGGUAGAGUUGGUUGUGUUGGCAGGUAGUCCCAAAGUAGGCUCCAGGACCACCACAUGUCCAGUUUUUGUCAAUAUCUCAAACUCGGCAGAGGCAUUGGCGGGGGUUCCUCUUGAUACUCACAUGCUCAGUCUGAGUGUGUCCCUGCUGAUGUUCCUCCUCAUCCUGGUCAUUUUUGUGGGUCUGGUUCUUUCAUACAAGAUCAAAGAGGCUGCAGUGAAAAAGGCAGCUGCCAUUGCUACAAACUUAAACAAUGGCACAGGCUCCUUCUGUGGCUCUAGUGUACAAUCCUCAAGUGUAAUCUGUCUGCAGGAGAUGAGGCGGCCCAGCAUCUUGGUGACAAGAAAGGACGUACCAACCCUGUACAGUCAGUCAGACUCAAGUGGCCGUGGAUCAGCAGAAGGCGAAACCGCAGAGGAUCAGGAGAUCAAGUGGAUAAAUGAGAACCUUUACCGUAAAAGAGAUGAACCAGUUCAAGGCAACCAGACCUCAGAGAUCCCUGAUUCUGCUUUACCUGCUGAUAAUACUUGCUGCCACUCUAUCGAUGUAGGACCAGAACACCUUUUAGCCUUCAAAAAAUGUUUAAUCCCAGGAAUGGCUAGCACAGAAAGCCUCCAUCACUUUAAAGAAGAAGGCGGAGGUGAAGGACUACUACCAGCAAUUCUUCGGGUGAGGGAUUUGGAGGAGAGUAUGGGUACAAAAGGGUAUGCCCCUCUCUCAGAAGCCCAAGCCUCUACCGAUUCUCUAUCUUCCCUGGUUUGUCCUGAGGAGCAGAUGCAGGGCAGCUACAACUGGGACUACCUUUUGGACUGGGAGCCUCGCUACCAUAAUCUAGCAUCUGUCUUUACAGAUAUUGGGCUGCUCCCUGAUGAGGAGCUCCAAGGUGGACGUGAGGAUUUGGCCGCUGAGUCUAGCUGUCUCAUGAACCCACCACCUCUUAUAACAGGAGUAGCUCAGCCAGGCAUUAGGACUGUGCCUCCGCGAAAGCCAGGGCGCUUGCCGAGCCUUAGUAGGAAACCAUCUUACCGUAAAUAUGCCUACUCCCCCUUAGCCAGAAAUACUGGACUCACCCCCUCAGCCAUGACUCCCACUUUCUCCCCAUCUCUGUCCUCUCUCACCAUUCGGACCCCUAAUGCCUCUCCAGUUGUCUCAGACACUGGAGUGGGGGGUAUCAGACUGGACUCAGGGCCAAUGACUGCUAGCCUGUUGGAGGCAGAAAUACAAGUGUAGACACAUUAACAGAAUGUGUGAGAUUCAAUUCUGCAGGUUUCCUCCAUUUAAAGUUAUGUGAUCUUCGUGUUCAUCUCAGCAGUUCAGUUACAGUAUGUUUUGAUUCAUCAAGAGUAUAUUAAUAUUUUGAUAAGUAUGUGCCAGAGUAUAUGUGUAAUCUGGUUAAUUAUGGUUUAACAUUGUGAACCAAAGAAUUUUGCAUGACAUACCUACAUCCUGUCAUCAUCAUCUACAUACAUGGGCUGCGUUUCCUACCCUAUGUCAUACAUAUUGUCAAUAGAGAGCUGAAGUCCUGUCCAUUCUGAUUGUGCCACAUUGGAUCUUAUUUCCAGAAAAACAAUUAUUAGAGUGACUAGUGAUAGACAAGUAAUUUUCUGAUCCCGCUUGAGUUAUGUGACAAGUUACACUUAUGAUAUUUGCCAAUGUGAAAGUUAAUGAAAAUACUG